GGCUUCCCACAUGGUGGUGUGUGAGGCGGCAAGACAGACAAAACCUUUACUUCACACUCUUGGGAAUCACUUUUGGACGUCCGAGUUAACCUGUUGCAGAAGUAUGGCGUCACAGAAAACAAUCAAGAACUUCUUUAAGCCUGUCAUUAAGCGCAAGAGCGAGGAUUUAGAGGUUAAUGAUGUCACCAAAAAAUCAAAGAUUGAUGAGCAAAAUGAUCCUUCCAGUGAUCCUUCCAGAACGCCCCCAAAGUGUCAUGAUGAGAAGGUCCAAUCUGGCCUUACCCCAGAGCAGAAACAACGCAUGAUGCAAAACAAAAUUAAGGCAGAGAUAAAACAACAGUGUAAGAAAACUCCAGGUCUGCAUGAGAACAUUGGUCAUAGUUGGUACAUGGCCCUCAAGUCUCAGUUCUCUCAGCCCUACUUUGAGAAGUUGAGUAAAUUUUUGGAACACGAGCGCAAACGAGCAACAAUCUUCCCCCCAGAGGACCAGGUGUUCUCUUGGACUCAAGCAUGUAAGUUGCAGGACAUCAAAGUGGUCAUCUUAGGACAAGAUCCUUAUCAUGGACCAAAACAAGCACAUGGUCUAUGUUUCAGUGUACAGAAGGGUGUGCCACCUCCUCCAAGUUUGGUGAACAUGUACAAGGAACUGAAGUCAGAUAUCCCAGGAUUUGAGCAGCCAUCACAUGGAUACUUGCUUGGUUGGGCACAACAAGGUGUCUUACUACUCAAUGCUUGUUUAACUGUCGAGGCCCACAGAGCUAACUCGCAUAAGGACAAAGGCUGGGAGAAGUUUACCGACUCGGUCAUCAAAACAAUAUCAGAACAUAAUAAAGGUGUUGUUUUCCUUUUGUGGGGAUCAUAUGCCCAGAAGAAAGCUGCUGUUGUUGAUAAGAAGAAACAUCAUCUGCUCAAUGCUCCACAUCCAUCACCACUGUCGGCUCAUCGUGGGUUCUUUGGAUGUAAACACUUCUCCAAGUGUAAUGAACUUCUUGAGAACGGGAGAAAGAAGCCAAUAGAUUGGACAUAUUUGCCAUCAGAUAUAUAAUAAGGAUGAAUUGAAGUUCAUGAUGAUCAUCAGUGUUUUACAACCAUUUUCAUUUGUAAAUGUUGCCUUUGCCGUGUUCAUUACAGUAUUAUUUUUUUAACACUGAUUAACCCUCUUGCACAUCAAGAUGUGAAUUGUGUCAAAUCAUUAGGUAGCGCUAUUUGCUUAGUUGAUGUGAAUUGUGUCAUCAAACUUUAAAUAGAAGUUACUCCCAAAAAAGUUUUCAAACGCAUUGAGUCAAAUUUUCAUGCAUCAUUGAUGACUACAUGAUCUUGCUGGGGAAGCUUCCACAAAGUACCAAAGUGUGGGUGGAGUUGUGCUGUCUAUCAAUUUCUUCCCAUUAACUGUUCUGGUAAGUCACAUUUGCACCUUUUUGCCUUUUCCAUAUGUCUGGUAAAUGUUUUUGACUGAUGGAGAGGCAUAUGUUUACAAAUUUGUUCUUGUUUUAUUUUAUAUUGCCAAAUGAGAAGUUUUAGUUUCCUCUGUUUUGUCAUCUGCUCCCCACAACUGUUCAUUUCACUCUUUAUACAGUUAAGGAAAGAAAUACAGGGUAUCUCAAAAAAAUCAUACGCAUUGCCUUGACCAUUGAAGUGCCUCGUUCAUCAACUGACUUGCCUCUCAUGUGACUGUUCUGCAAGUCAAUUGACUCGAGGCCUUUUCCCAUCAAUAUUCAAGUACAUAAGAUAACAAAUAUGGUUGUUCCAGGCACCAAUAUGUGUCAGUACUGAUGCAAGAUAAGCGAGCCGAUUCAUGGCACGUACUUAGUUAAAGUCUUGCCACCAAGGACAGUAUACUGCCCAGCACCCCCCACUAGACAUCUUGGAAGAAGUAGAAGCUUCCCAGAUUUAUUACCCAAAUAAGUACCAAAAGAUUCUCUUCAGUUGUAUUGGAGAAUGGAAAGUGUUGGGUCUGAUGGACCAGCUUCAGAAACAGAUGGAGAGUGAUUUAUUGCUAGAAAAGGCUGAUGCUCACUAUUUGGUGCUUUCACUACCAUUGUCCUAUGCAUUCAUAUGCCAGAAGGAAGGCAAGAAUAUAAUUUAUAUUUAAUACUGUACAGGUAUUGUUUAUUUUUACAUAAAAAACUUUCUUUACAUAAUUUGUAUUAUUUCUUUCUAAACAGUCAGUUUUAUGUGUACUGUAUAUGAGGUAUGUGAGCAUUUUAAGGGUUAAAGAUUUUUGUGGCAAUUGUGUGAAUGUUUGUAUUACAACAAAUAUUGUCAUAACUUGAUGUGUGAGGUCGCCCACAAGUUUAUAAAAUGUUUUGAAACAUCCUGUAUUUAAUAUGAAGAAUAAGAAAGUGAAAUUUUGUUUGCAUGUGAAACAAUUUGAGGUUUUUGUUUGCAGACCAUUACAGUGUUAGUCUUUGUGAAUAAAUUUUAGAAUUAU
Molecule: messenger RNA, 2431 nt
Organism: Homarus americanus (American lobster)
Lineage: Eukaryota; Metazoa; Arthropoda; Malacostraca; Decapoda; Nephropidae
Product: uracil-DNA glycosylase-like
Exons: 8
Coding region: 11-1045 (344 amino acids)
Biological process (GO): base-excision repair, AP site formation via deaminated base removal; base-excision repair
Cellular component (GO): mitochondrion; nucleus
Molecular function (GO): uracil DNA N-glycosylase activity
Source: RefSeq, a predicted model, not a curated record